AUGAGUAAAGUAGCAUCUUUCAGUUCCACCAGUGGCACUGGCCAACAAUCCCACGUUACCAAGAGAGGUAAUGUUGCCAGUUUUUCCGACAAGCUCACUGCCUUGGAUACUUACGGGAACACAUUCGAAGCACCCGAUUUUACCAUCAAGGAUAUUUUGAGUGCCAUUCCACCUCAUUGUUACGAAAGAAGAGUUUUCCAAUCAUUGUCUUAUGUUUUUAGAGACAUUGCAUGUAUGGUUUUAUCCGGUUACAUUGCCAACAACUACAUUGAGUUGAUCCCAAACCAAUACGGCAGAUUCUUUGCAUGGGCCGCCUAUGUUUACGGUCAAGGAUUGUUUGGAACUGGACUCUGGAUCUUGGCCCAUGAAUGUGGCCACCAAGCCUUCUCGGACUAUGGCUGGGUUAACGAUACCGUUGGUUGGAUCUUGCACUCUUACUUGUUGGUUCCAUACUUCUCUUGGAAAUACUCCCACGGUAAACAUCACAAGGCCACAGGUCACUUGAAGAGAGAUAUGGUUUUCGUUCCAAAGACAAAGGAAGAGUUUUUGAGCAACAGAGGUGCUCACAGCGUCGAUGAAAUCAUGGAAGAUUCCCCAAUCUAUACUUUAUACCAAUUAGUUGCCCAGCAAACUUUCGGAUGGAUUAUGUACCUUUUCACCAACGUCACCGGUCAAGCUUUAGAAGAUAUUCCAGCUUGGAAAAAGAACCAUUUUAACCCAUCGUCUGCUAUUUUCGAGAAGAAGGAUUACUGGUACAUUGUUUUGAGUGAUAUCGGUAUCUUGGCUCAAUCCUUCAUCUUGUACACCUGGUAUCAAAACUUCGGUGGAUUCAACUUAUUAGUUAACUGGUUCUUACCUUAUGUCUUAGUCAACCAUUGGUUAGUCUUCAUCACCUACUUACAACACUCGGACCCAAAGAUGCCUCAUUACGAACCAGAACAGUGGACUUUUGCCAGAGGUGCAGCUGCCACUAUCGAUAGAGAAUUUGGAUUUGUUGGCCAACACAUUCUCCACGAUAUUAUUGAAACUCACGUGUUACAUCACUACGUCUCAAGAAUUCCAUUUUACAAUGCCAGAGAAGCUUCUGCAGCUAUUAAGAAGGUUAUGGGUAGCCACUACAUGCAUUCUGAUGAAAAUAUGUGGGUUUCCCUCUGGAAAUCUGGUAGAUGGUGUCAAUUCGUAGAAGGUGACAACGGUGUUAUGAUGUACAGAAAUGUAAACGGCUUAGGAGUUAAGCCAACUUAA
Messenger RNA from Dujonia railenensis, 1245 nucleotides. Lineage: Eukaryota; Fungi; Ascomycota; Pichiomycetes; Serinales; Debaryomycetaceae. The record is from the annotation of a GenBank genome assembly.